GAUCCCCACCCUGGAUUUGAAACUUGUCUCCACUCUGCUGAAGGUUGUGCCAUGUUGCUUGGGCCGCCUCGUAGUCUAGACCGCCUCGUAGUCUGGACCGUUCCUCUCUGUAAUAAGUCCGGAUCUUCCAGUGAAACGUGUCACUGCUCCACAGCGGGGCUAUUGUUGGUGGAGGGAGAUGCGGUCAGAAACAUUGCUGUCCACCCAGAGUGGCUGCGUACUGCUGGGCCAGGGAGGCCAGCUCUGGACCCAGACUGUGGUAGUGCCUCAGUGUGUGCUGGGUCUGAGCCAGCUGCUCUUCCACCCCUCGCAGCCGAGCAGCCAUGAGACUCCUGUUGGUUGGAGGGAGCAUGAAUACCGAGUUGGGGAAACACUUUUUGCAGCUAUGUCGGUUUAUUUUG
Geodia barretti is the source of this 401-nucleotide messenger RNA. The record is from the annotation of a GenBank genome assembly. NCBI's taxonomy places the organism in Eukaryota, Metazoa, Porifera, Demospongiae, Tetractinellida, Geodiidae.